Messenger RNA from Microsporum canis CBS 113480, 1761 nucleotides. Its product is annotated as SWR1-complex protein 4. Gene Ontology annotation, cellular component: NuA4 histone acetyltransferase complex; Swr1 complex. Gene Ontology annotation, molecular function: transcription corepressor activity. Bases 1 to 1761 code for a protein of 586 amino acids. Lineage: Eukaryota; Fungi; Ascomycota; Eurotiomycetes; Onygenales; Arthrodermataceae. The record is from RefSeq and is a predicted model, not a curated record. Gene Ontology annotation, biological process: chromatin remodeling; DNA repair; negative regulation of transcription by RNA polymerase II. The transcript has 3 exons.
AUGGCGGCCGCAGAUGUUCGUGAUAUGCUUGAUCUGCCUGCGGAUGGGCAACCCAGGCCGGCCAAAAAGCAGAAAGUCGUGGAGAAGAGACCUGAGGGUAUUACAAGAGAGCUAUACGCUUUACUGGGGGAGCGCGCGCCUCCUAUUGCCCUGAACGAGAACAAGUACAAAGGGCGGCGGAAAUGGAUGAGCAAGCUUAAAGUGAGGCCAUGGGACGUGACUCCGUUCAAGAACGCUGCCCGAAAUGACGAUCUUAUAUUAAAGCAUUGGAAAAGGAAACCUGUGGCUAAAAAUCCGCCGCCAAACGCUGAACCCGGGCAGGAAGGCGCCUCAGACAGGGUAACAGAAGACACUUCUGCUACAGAACCUGAAGAUACGUCUUCCUUUGCGAAGUAUAACAUUAAGGCUCAGCAUCCCCGGAGAUAUACGACAGAGGAAUACGACAAACUCUUGAAGAGUGAUAUAUGGAGUCGCGAGGAAACAGACUAUCUUAUGGAUCUCGUCGAAGAGUUUGACUUGAGAUGGAUAGUAAUCGCCGAUCGAUAUGACUUUCCUCCGAAUAACCCUGCAAUGGCGGAUGGCAGUUCGUCAACGGCACUCGUCGCUCCAACUAAACGUCGAACGAUGGAAGAGAUGAAAUCGCGAUACUAUAAUGUUGCAGCUCACAUGCUGGCACUCGAACAUCCGCUAUCCGAAAUGUCAGAAGCGGAGUUUGACAUUCACGAAAAGAUGAUGAAAUUUAACCCUGAGCGGGAGAGGGCCCGAAAGGAACUGGCCAACACUCAGCUAAAUAGGACCAAGGAGGAAGUUAACGAGGAAGCUCUGCUGCUCGAAGAACUGAAGAGGAUCGUUGCCAACGAGAGCCAAUUUAUAGACGAGAGAAAGGAGCUAUAUGCGCGGCUCGAGGCGCCAGUCAGCACUGGCAAUACCGCCAUGUACCAGACCAGCCAAGGCUUAUCCCAACUAUUACAAUCUCUUCUACAAGCGGAUAAGAACAAGAAGCGUCGUCCACUUCUCGGUCCGGACACAGGUGUAUCAAGUCCGGUAGGAAGCGUCCCUCCAGGGGGACCGUCAGCCCGUGAAAGCAGACCGGAAACUCCAGCUCCAACUCCAGCUGCCCAAAGCAACAACAAGAAAGGAGCAGCUGCGAAUGCAGCGGCCCAGCCAACGGUUCGAACCCUCACACCAAGCGAAGAAGUGAAAUACGGCGUCACACACCACGACCGCUUAACUUCCGGCGUUCAGUUCCGAAACGACAAAGCCCAAAAACUCACCCAGGCCAAAUCCAACAUCCAAUCCCAGAAGCUUGCUGCCGCCCUUACAGAGCUGGAUAUCCCACCGCGCCUCUUCAUGCCUACAGAGAGAGUAUGCAAGGAAUUCGAGAAGCUGAUUCACCAGGUCAACUUGCUGCUUGAUACUCGUAAAUUUGCUGAGAAAGUGGAGGGUGAGAUCCGUGUUUUGGAAGCUAGCAAGCUGGAAAGAGAGAGGAGGGAGAAUGAGAAAGCAGGUAUCUCUAUUAAUGGUAAUGACGAUGCCGAUGGCACCGUGGGCACGGCGAAUAUUUCAGAUACAGCAGGGGCUUCUGGAACUAAAGAAGCGACCGAGGCUGAAGCUAAGGCGACGUCUCCUGGAAAAGCUGCGCCUGUGAAAGCAGAGGCAGCGGCAAGCUCGCCUAUGAAGGGAUCUGGAGCUGCUCAUAAACGAAGUGCCAGUGUGCUUAGCGUGGUUAGUGAUAAAAGCGCUAAAAAACAAAAGAGAUGA